AUGUCUCUGCAAAUCAACCUCUCGCGCAGAGAAUUGACGCAAGCGUACCAGGAUGUCCUCAAUGGCAGGGAUAUCGACUGGGCCAUAUUCACGUAUGACAAGGGUACCAACGACCUGAAGGUCCAGGCGACUGGCGAUGGCGGCUUGGACGAGUUGCAGGAGGAGUUCUCUGACGGGCGAAUGCAAUAUGCAUUUGCACGUGUCAAGGACCAGAAUAGCGAGUUGCCCAAGUUCGUUCAAAUUGAUUGGUGCGGUGAUGGCGUUCCGGUCGCUAGGAAGGGUCUGUUCCACACACAUUCAAGCGCAGUUGCCAACUUCCUCCGUGGUGCACAUGUCGUCAUCAGUGCGCGCAACGAGUCGGAUGUAACCCCUUCCCUUAUCAUGUCCCGUGUGGAAGCUGCAUCUGGCGCAAAGUAUUCCGUACACAAGGAGACCGCGCGUAAAUUUGAGCCUAUCGCUCCCGUAGGUACAUCCUACACCCCAAUUGGCAAGGUCGACAUCGGCGCGAUCCGCAACGCCGCUACCGCCGCCCCCGCUACGAAGCCAAUCACCCCAAGCACGCCGCGCUCCGUUCCACUCGCGCCCUCUCCUGCGCCUGGGCUCGGCAGGGCGCCCAUAGCUAACAGGGCACCAGUGGACGCGUGGCCGGAAGAUUCACAGCCCGCGUUACCGCCAGCUCCGCCCUCCGCGAACCGGCCGCCUGUUGUUACCCGUGCAGCUCAGGCCGUACCUCUGCUUCAGUCGUUUGACAUCACGCAGCCCCCUCGUAGCGUCCCAACCGCACCUUACAUAGCUCCCACUGCGGCGACUCCGCCCAAGCCUGAGGAGGAUGACAGGAUUGGGCCAGUCGGUACCGCAUACACGCCGAUCAAGCUGCAGCCAAAGAAGCUCGUGAACCCGUUCGCAGCUAGGGAGGCGCAAGUGCAGGCCAAGGCCACACAACCGAGGUCACAGCCAACUGCAGGUACGAAGCUGACAUGGAGGGAUCGUGAGGCUCUGGCGAAGAAACGAGCCGAAGAAGAAGAGUCGAAGAGUCGUGCAGCAUCAUUCCAGGCGCCACCGUCUGCACCAGCACCAGCUUUCAGAUCUCUACCGCCUCGACCGCCUGUUGCUCCUGCAGAGCCCGAAGAGGAGGAGGAAUAUGCGCCCCCGCAUCCACCCGCACCGCCAGCUACAAUGCGCGCGGCAGUACCCUCCGCGCCUUCACCCCCUCCCCCACCGCCUCCGCCGCCUCCGCCGCUCGCAGCAGAACCAGAACCGGAGCCCGAGCCCGAAGAGGCUGCUCCACCUCCGCCUCCUCCUCCACCUCCGCCUCCUCCUCCCGCUGCACCUGUGUACGUGGAGGAGCCGGAGCCAGAACCGGAGCCAGAGUCAGAGCCAGCACACACCUCGCAGGCGUACCCGCGCGGGGAAGGUCUCUGUGCGAUCGUGCAAUUUGACUACGAGGCAAGUGCCGUCUGCUCGGUUGGUAUGCGCCAGAUGGCCCAAGAGGAUAACGAGAUGAGCCUUGUGGAAGGUGAACUCAUCGAGCAGAUCGAGCAGGUCGACGAGGGUUGGUGGUCUGGUGUCGGCGACGGUGGAGCGAAGAGCGGGCUGUUUCCAGCGAACUAUGUCGAAGCCAUUGAGCAGCCAGAGGAGUCCGAAGCACCACCGGCGUCUCCACCCCCGCCCCCGCCUCCUCCGCCCCCGCCGCCGCCUCCCGCCCCGGUGGCGGUUCAGCAUGUGCCCGAACCAGAGCCGGAGCCCGAACCAGAGGCCGCUGCAGGCGUCACCGCAAUCGCACUAUACGAUUACGAUGCGGGCGAGGACAACGAACUAUCGUUCCGCGAGGGCGACCGGAUCGUGGAGAUCGAGGCCGCGUCGGAGGACUGGUGGCAGGGCAAAGACCAGCAUGGGAACGUAGGGCUAUUCCCUGCUAACUACGUUGUGGUGCAAGAAUAGGAUGAAGUGGUAACGGGACAAGUCAAGAGCGAGCGUACUAAUGUUAUCUCAAUAUGGACUUUAAUGAAAUAGGGACUUCAGUCUAUCUCC
Molecule: messenger RNA, 2031 nt
Organism: Postia placenta MAD-698-R-SB12
Lineage: Eukaryota; Fungi; Basidiomycota; Agaricomycetes; Polyporales; Adustoporiaceae
Exons: 13
Coding region: 1-1941 (646 amino acids)
Biological process (GO): regulation of actin filament polymerization
Cellular component (GO): cortical actin cytoskeleton; site of polarized growth; plasma membrane
Molecular function (GO): actin filament binding
Source: RefSeq, a predicted model, not a curated record